Messenger RNA from Rangifer tarandus platyrhynchus (Svalbard reindeer), 744 nucleotides. NCBI's taxonomy places the organism in Eukaryota, Metazoa, Chordata, Mammalia, Artiodactyla, Cervidae. The record is from the annotation of a GenBank genome assembly.
AUGUCCCCCUCCUCCCCUGCUGUGACCUCCAGCACCCCUCCCCGGCCCACUCUCAGCGAGGGCCUUGCUUCCUAUGUCACCAACACAGCAGCAGCCCACAGGGAGCGUCUGUGUCCCCCACCCAUGUGCGCCCUGCCUGUGACCAGGGCUCUGCCUCCUCCGGUACCUGCGGCUGGACUGCUGUUCACUCCGUUAAAACCCAGCCAGCCCCUCAGCUCUCCCCUGACCCCACAGCCACAUGUCCCACCAGCUCUCUGCACCCCCAGAGCAGAACUCCCCACACACAUGCUCACUUCCUGUCGUCUGGCUCACUUUCAAUUCUCUCAGAGCAGCCUUUUGCCCCCACAGCCCACUGACAGGCCCCAGCAAGGUCUCCAGAGUCCUCCACCACCUUCCCUGGCUGUGUCCCAUCGGCCGUCAGCAGCGUGGGACAAAGCCACGCUCACGGGCGCUCCUUGGACCCUGCUCCUCCCUCCCCGUCCCUCUGGGUGGCUUGUGGUCCAGCCCUGCUGCCCCAGCCGCUCCUCCUCUUCCCAGCGUUGCCGUGAAUGGCUGUGCCGCUUGUCCAUGACUGUCCCAGCACAGGCGCGGUCCUGCCUGCAGCCCACCCCCCACCUGGCCUCCACUCCUCCAGAGCACGAGGUGGUCCUCGGCCACAGGAUCCACCGAGAGGGCUGUGGGGAGGCUUCAGUAGGGGAAGACCUGCAGGCGCCUCCAGCCGUCUGCCCGGAAUCGGACCAGUAA